GUUUGGCGCAAAUGUUAACCCGGAAGUAUUCUUUGCUACACGGUGCUCAGUGCGUUGAAUGAACGUGAAGGUGUGCAAUCGACAGAAAUUCAGAAGUCGCUAAAAGGAACGUGAAGUUGUGUUAUUUUUCAGUCACUGAAGACAGUAACAACACAAUGAGUCUGUUGAACAAGCCAAAGUCGGAGAUGACUCCAGAGGAGCUCCAGAAACGCGAGGAGGAGGAAUUCAACACUGGACCCUUGUCUGUGCUUACACAGUCAGUGAAGAACAACACCCAAGUCCUCAUAAAUUGCAGAAACAACAAGAAACUUCUUGGACGAGUUAAGGCUUUCGACAGGCACUGUAAUAUGGUCCUGGAGAAUGUAAAGGAGAUGUGGACAGAGGUGCCUAAGAGCGGAAAAGGAAAGAAGAAGUCAAAGCCGGUCAAUAAGGAUCGCUACAUCUCCAAAAUGUUCCUGAGAGGUGAUUCUGUUAUCGUCGUGCUAAGGAACCCCCUCAUCACAGGCAAAUAGACUGUCAGAGUAACAUGCCAGUUUGGCCAAACGAAUGCAAGUCUUGGUGUGGACAACUGGUCCGACCAACCAGUCUCGAGAAUCAUUGUGUCUUUUGACUUAUUUGAUUAAUGGAGUGAAUUUCUUGAUUUUUGUUUUUGUCCGUGUGGAUUCUUCUUUGAAGCAACUUUAGUUUACUACUUUUAUAAAAUAAACAUUGUGACGAUA
Alosa sapidissima (American shad) is the source of this 719-nucleotide messenger RNA. RefSeq names its product small nuclear ribonucleoprotein D2 polypeptide (gene snrpd2). Gene Ontology annotation, molecular function: RNA binding. Gene Ontology annotation, cellular component: U5 snRNP; catalytic step 2 spliceosome; U2 snRNP. The transcript has 3 exons. Gene Ontology annotation, biological process: RNA splicing; spliceosomal snRNP assembly. Lineage: Eukaryota; Metazoa; Chordata; Actinopteri; Clupeiformes; Clupeidae. Bases 156 to 512 code for a protein of 118 amino acids. The record is from RefSeq and is a predicted model, not a curated record.